Messenger RNA from Linepithema humile (Argentine ant), 2107 nucleotides. RefSeq names its product PP2C-like domain-containing protein CG9801. The record is from RefSeq and is a predicted model, not a curated record. NCBI's taxonomy places the organism in Eukaryota, Metazoa, Arthropoda, Insecta, Hymenoptera, Formicidae.
GCGUAUCUCUGAACUGGCGACCGAUCGCCAGCUGAUUCCUGACCGCCGUACGAGAAUUGGAGCGAACGUCAAUUGUGCGGAGGGCUUCCUCGGCCCCGUUACGCCCGUACGUAUGUGUACGUACGCGUACCUUGAUGAGAACGUUGUCGAACGUGACAUCCGUUGACGCCGCUUUAUUAUCCAUACUAAUCGCGGCCGCGCGAACGAUUCCAUGUAUGCACAAGCGGGAGACGCACUGCGAUCGUUUGCUGUCACGACUGUAGCAGCGUGGGAGGAGGUCUCUUUAGAUCCGCCGCUUGCAAGUAGUCGGAUAUUGACACAUUACCAAUAUGGCGGUAAAGUAGAAAAUAAUGGGCUUGUGCAGUAUGCAUCGUGAUCUCAUUCAGUGAGAAUUUUCCCAGGUUAAUCAGAGACCUGUUUCCAGCAGCUAUAAUCAUGAUGCCAAGUUUACGGAAGAAAGUUGCUGGUUUCAUGCGCCAACUAUCUAUUAGCAACUUGGCUGGAGCGGUGGAGAAUAUUGGCCUUGGAGAACAAUCUCUUCGAAGCCCACGAUCAUUAACUCAGGAUUUUCCUGGUGGCUGCUUCAUCACACGCUAUCUGAAUGGGCUAGAAACAAAACAAGAAGGGCCUCCUAUUUUACACGGUCGAAAUCCAGAAGAAUUACCGAGUAGACAACUCGACAAUUUUCAAGAAAAUGAAGAAAUAUUUGCGGCCUAUACUGGUCCUGACAGUGGUCUUACAGCAGUUAAUCUUCAACAGAAGCACUUAAGUAUUAGUGAUACUGAUAUAGAUUAUAUUGAUAUGCUAGAUCAAAAUGAGCAAUAUAGAAGUGGAUCAACAACGUCAAACAUUACAGUUGCUGGAAUUACGGAUUGGUUUAAUCCUCAUGAAAACGCAUAUGGAAUUGCAACUACACUGUAUGAGAAAAAUCCUAUCAGUGAUACUAACAACGGAGAACCAAUAGCUGAUUGCUUUGGCGUUGUAGCAAGACCAAACUCUGCCAUAUUGGCUCUUGCAGAUGGUGUUAAUUGGGGUACAAAAGCUAGUAUAGCAGCUAGAUCCGCAGUCCAUGGAAGUAUAGAGUAUUUAAACCGGGCCUUGUUUUGCCCAUCUAUAAAUAGUGAGAUGACAACGACAAAAGAUGUAUUUGUAGCGUUACUUCGAUCAUUCCAUGCAGCACAUUCGUUAAUUCUUCAAGAACAAGGAAUGCUCACUACCUUAACAGUAUGCACGAUCCUUCCACUGCCAAAUUCAAACACUGACACAAAUAUACACCAGAAAAAAUAUAUUGCUUGUACCUGCAAUGUUGGUGAUAGUUUGGCCUAUGUAUAUUCGAGAAAAACUGGUGUGAGGGAGAUAACACGAGGUUCUCACGAUAUUCAUUGCAUGCGAGACAUGCGAGAUGCCUUAGGUGCUCUAGGCCCAGUAGAUGGCUCUAAUCCCGAAUUGAAUAACUUAACGCUGGCCGUAACGGAAGUUGAGGGGGGCGAUAUUGUAUUUCUGACAAGUGAUGGAAUUUCAGAUAAUUUUGAUCCUGUAGUGGGAAAAUUUGCAAUUUUACCUAAUCAUAGCAGUGGCGCCGAUGCCACGCUAAGGAGUCACGAGGCUAGAUCAAAAACACGUAGAAAAUCUGCAGAGAAUUUGCACACAGAGUCGAGUAAUAGUAAUGGGAAUAGCAACAAUCUACCGGUAGUUGAAGCUUAUCAAAGACACGAACUCACAUUGCUCAGAAUGGAGGAUCUGUUGCGGCGUGGAGUUUCUGGAGAAGGGCCGCCGUGCAAUAGUGCCAAACAUCUAUGUGAACUUCUUUUGGAUUUUGCAGUACGCAUAACUGCCGCGAAAAGACGGAUUCUGGAAGACACAGAAUUAUAUUAUGGACAAAAUAAAGAUGGUCAAUUGAUACAGCUUUCAAAGCAGGAGCAGAGAUCUCGAAGGAAAAGGACAUUGGAAAAGAUAUCUAUGAUACCUGGCAAGCUAGAUCAUGCAACAGUCGUAGCAUACUUAAUUGGUUCAUAAAUUUCUUCACAGUAUAACUUGUAAUUGAGGAUAGAGUGUAAUUUUUAUUUGUAUAAAAAUUAAAUUGAGAACUUUCUGUAUUAUAAUAUAU